AUGUCACCGGGAAUUAUCAACUCUCCCCCGAGGGGCGGAGAGAUGGAAAUGGGCGCCGCUUCAAUUCUCGCUUCAAGAAAGCCAGUUUCUGGCACAGCUAGCAGCGCCAAUGAUAUCGCCACAAUCCUUGCCCCGCUGUACAAAGAAAGCAAUCUGGUCAAGAUUAUGAGCACUGCAGAAAGGAUCCCCCCCAAACGCUUUCCCGAAACAGUACCCCAGAUCGGUCCGCAAAAGGGAAUAUACCAGUGCAGGGAUGCCGAAUUCUGGACAUGUGGCUUUUUUCCCGGGAAUCUUUAUUGUGUCCUGGAGAGGCUCAGAAAAUAUCCUGGAUCAAGCGUGUCCAAAGUAUGCCAGCCAGAGAACGUCCCACGGGAUUUCCCACUCAGCCUUAUUGAGCACGUCACAGAUCUAUGUCAAAGGUGGUCUGCUCCGCUGCAUGCUAUGUCGAAACGAACGGACACUCAUGAUCUCGGAUUCAUCGUCCAGCCAGCCCUCCGAAGAGACUGGGAACUCUUCGGCAAUAAACAAAGCCUAAAUUCGUUGCUCACUGCAGCCGAAAGCCUUGCCAGUCGAUAUGAUGAGCGUGUUGGGGCCAUUCGCAGCUGGGACAGUUUCAAAAAUGCGCACCACAGCAUCACUAGUAUGGACGAUGAUUUUCUGAUCUCGACCUUUUGUUCUACGCCGGAAACUACAAAAGGUCCCCCUCGUCUUAUUGAGAUCGCAUCCAAACACGCCGAAACCCUCCUAUCUACGCACCUUCGAGGAGAAUCCGUCGAGCCCGGAAAAACAAUGUUCUCAACCUACCACGCCGCGAAUCUCUCUCCGAAAGAUAAUGGGAAAGUGAAGAGAAAGCUCACAGCACAAGGCUAUGACGACAACUCAACCUGGGCACGCGGGCAAGCAUGGGCGAUUCUAGGCUACGCCCAAACCUUUGCUUGGACAAGGGACCCAAGGUUUCUAGAGGCUGCAUUGGGCUUGGCGGACUUCUUCAUCUACCGUUUGGAAUCGUCGCCGAAUGUUGUAGAGGAGAAUGGUGUCGGGCGAUAUGUUCCUUUGUGGGACUUUGAUGCGCCAAUAAAGCAUAAAAAUGUUGACGGCUCCGAUGUCCCAUUGAGAGAUGUUUCUGCUGGAACGAUUGCCGCAAAUGGGAUGAUUAUCCUCUACGGUUUACUUCAGGGAGCUGGGAAAAAUGAGCUAGCAAAGCGGUACUUGGAGUAUUCCCUUCUCAUUGCCAAGGACACGGUUGCGCUGGCUUAUAAUAAAGAUGAGAUGGGCAUGAUGUUCGACUCGGACACAGGAAAGAUAAAGACCUACGCGAUAGGGGCUGUCGACGGGAUGUUCUUUGAUGCGAUUUUGGAAAGGUCAACAGCGAACUUUAAUCAAGAUCAUGCAGAUCGGACUUGGGAUCAUGGGUUGGUCUACGCGGAUUACUAUUUUCUGGAGCUGGGCAAUAGAUUUCUAGACAUGGGUCUUGUCUGA
Penicillium waksmanii is the source of this 1479-nucleotide messenger RNA. RefSeq lists its product as uncharacterized. Bases 1 to 1479 code for a protein of 492 amino acids. Gene Ontology annotation, molecular function: chondroitin hydrolase activity. Gene Ontology annotation, biological process: polysaccharide catabolic process. NCBI's taxonomy places the organism in Eukaryota, Fungi, Ascomycota, Eurotiomycetes, Eurotiales, Aspergillaceae. The transcript has 3 exons. The record is from RefSeq and is a predicted model, not a curated record.